Closterium sp. NIES-65 is the source of this 1253-nucleotide messenger RNA. NCBI's taxonomy places the organism in Eukaryota, Viridiplantae, Streptophyta, Zygnematophyceae, Desmidiales, Closteriaceae. The record is from the annotation of a GenBank genome assembly.
AUGGCAUGGCAGGUGUUUGGUGUGAUAGAGACGGAUGCAGAACGCACAGGUGGGGAGGGUAAAACGGGAGAGGGCAGCGAAGCAGAGGGGCCAGACGCGAAGAGAGUGAAGCUGGAAGGGGGCGUGGCAGCAGCAGGGGCGACGGCGAAUGGGGGCUCGCCAGGUGGCAAGAGGAAGCUGUUUGUGGGCAGCAAUGCUCUUGGAUACAGACGAGACUUCAUGGAGGUGGUGCCGUCUGUGUCCAAUGGCCUUCUCUCGGACUGGGAAGGAGUUGCUGCUAUUUGGGAGCAUGCACUGAAGGAUCGCCUACUGGUAGAUCCCAAGGAGCAUGCAGUGCUGCUAGCUGAACCGUCCUUCAACCCACCAGCAGCGCGUGAGAAGACCGUGCAGCUCAUGUUCGAAACCCUCGGGUCCCCGGCGGUGUUCCUGGCCCGUAACGCCGUUUUGACGUCCUUUUCCUGUGGGAAAGCCACCUCGCUUGUGGUUGACAGCGGCUUUUCAUCCUCAACAGUUGCAGCAGUGCACGAUGGAUACGUGCUGCAAAAGUCCCUCCGUCGCUCACCUGUGGCUGGGGAUGCACUCACAGAGUUUCUGCUACGAUCCGUGGGCAGGCAAAAGGUCCGCCCACGGUUCUCGUUCAAGCGAGUGUUGAUCCGACCGGGCCAGUUUGAGCUAGUGGACCAAGCCUAUCCCAACACCACGGACAGCUACCGCCUGUACAUGCAGAAGGCGACCGCAGCAGAUAUGAAGGAGACCGUGUGCCGCGUGCCCGAUGCUCCUUACGAUGAUCUCUCCUUCUCCAAUGUACCCACAGUGGCAUAUGAACUGCCAGACGGCCAGGUACUGGAGGUGGGCAGCGACCGGUUCAAAGUGGCUGAUGCACUCUUCAAUCCAAGCCUGUUAUCUUCAAUUGCUUCAGCCGACCCGUCCAGUGGCGGAUGGACAGCAGAGGCCAUUGCUGAUGCUGCCAAGUCACCAGGGAUAGCGAGAAUGGUGGUUGACAGCAUCAGCAAGUGCGAUGUGGAUAUUCGCAAGGACCUCUACAGCUCUGUGCUGUUGUCCGGAGGCACAAUGGCCAUGCAGCAGAUCAAGGAGCGCCUGGAGAAAGAGCUCAUGGCGGAGGCACCACAAACAGCGAAAGUGAAGGUUUUGGCAAGCGGCAAUAUUAUGGAAAGGAAGUUCAGUGUAUGGAUUGGGGGUAGCAUCCUCGCUUCCUUGGGUUCGUUUCAACAAAUGUGGCUCUCCAAGGCAGA